AUGUCGACAGAACAGACUAGCAAUGGACCGACAUUAUGGAGCGUCCUUGCUUCAUCAGGCGCUCCAACAACACGACCUACGCCUACGCCACAGCAGCGAUCUGUCCUCGCAGUCUUGAUGGUGAUCUGGACCAUCUGGAGCGGCAUUUUGUCACUUCGCUACAGCGCCAUUCAAACUUGUGCAUCGCUUAUCGCUGUAGAGGAGCGCUCGGCUUAUUGCGACAAGAUCGUUAAAGGCGGCGUCACGCCUCCACCCAAGGACAAACGAGACUCUGGCAAGCUCUUUGCUAUACCUUUCAAUGCCAAGCUCUUUCCUAUACCUUUCAAUGCCACGAGUCUGACGGGCCAAGCCUCUAAUUACGCAAUGAUGGUCAAUUGGGAUCAGCCAGACAUCUAUACCGAGUUAUGCCACCUCAUGGGCAAAGCAUGGAUCUGCGGCAUCUUCUGCUACUUCUUUGUCACGAAAGCGAUACCUUGGCUCGAGUCGAAAUACUCUCGUAGGAUCGCAAAGCGUGCGAGAACACGUCGAAAGAAGGACUAG
This is a messenger RNA of Recurvomyces mirabilis, 540 nucleotides long. RefSeq lists its product as uncharacterized. Lineage: Eukaryota; Fungi; Ascomycota; Dothideomycetes; Mycosphaerellales; Teratosphaeriaceae. Bases 1 to 540 code for a protein of 179 amino acids. The transcript has 2 exons. The record is from RefSeq and is a predicted model, not a curated record.